AUGGCGUUGCAAGGUCAGGGUCCAGACCCAAGUGAACGCAUCUUCGUCGAACUACGCAGCAAGAACGACGAAAUCAAGAACAAGGCUGCCACCGAGCUGCGGGACCUCAUCACCCUGCUGUCGAGAGAAUGGCCUCCUGAACGAUUCAGUGCAUUCUACGAUCGAGUCACCCAUCGCAUCAGUAACCUCAUCGUCCAGGCUCCGGAUGCAAAUGAUAAAGUGGGCGGAAUCCUGGCUCUAGACCGCUUGAUCGAUUGUGAAGCAGUCGAUGCGGCGCAGAAGGCCUCGAAAUACUCCAACUACCUGCGCGCGGCAUUGAAGAGCAAUGACUACACGGUUUUGGAUGCCGCCAGUCGGGCAUUGGGCCAUCUGGCGCGGCCGGGAGGGGCCUAUACCGCGGAAUUGGUCGAGGCUGAAAUGACAUCUGCGUUCGAAUGGCUUCAACCGGACAGCAAACAGGAAAGUCGCAAACUCGCCGCGGUGCUGCUGAUCCGCGAGAUGGCAAGGAAUUCCCCUACUCUGGUCUACGGCUUCAUCCCCCAGAUCUUCGAGUUGAUUUGGCACGCUCUGCGGGACCCAAAAGAUCUGAUACGAAAGGCAUCUGCCGAGGCUGUCAGUGCGUGCUUUGGGGUCAUGGUUGCCAGAGAUCCUCAGUUCCAGGCUCACUGGUUUGCGAAGAUAUACUCCAAGGCUUUAGAAGGGUUUCGGCCAAACACGACGGUCGACGAAACGCUGGGUUCACUCCUGAUUUUGAUGGAACUGCUCCAACAGGGAAACAUGUUUAUGCAUGACUUCUACCGGAAUACGUGCGAGAUUGUUUUGCGGCUCAAGGACCAUCGUGACCCAAGGAUCCGAACGCAAAUCGUCCAGAUCAUUCCUGUGCUUGCCGAAUACGCGCCGCUCGAGUUCAUCAACAAUUACCUGCACAAGUUCAUGAUCUAUCUUCAAGCGCAGCUCAAACGCGAGAAGGAGCGCAACCAAGCAUUUCUGGCUAUUGGCCAGAUAGCCAAGGCUGUUGGGAGUGCCAUCGCGCAAUACCUCGAUGGAAUCAUCCUCUACAUCCGAGAAUCGCUGAGUGCGAAGACCAAGAACAGGGCUGCCGUGGAUGAAGGUCCAAUGUUCAAGUGCAUCAGCAUGCUUGCUGGUGCAGUGGGACAGACUCUCAGCAAGUACAUGGAGGCCCUCCUCGAUCCGAUCUUCGCCUGCGGCCUUACUGAGCCAAUGGAAGUCGCUCUGGAAGACAUGGCACACAACAUACCACCGAUCCGAUCCACAAUACAAGACAAGUUAUUGGAUCUGCUCAGUCUGAUCCUGGUCCGCUCUCCUUAUCGACCUCUGGGAUGCCCUACCAACGCAACACCCCCACUUCCAUCAUUUGCUAAGGACUAUGGUGGUUUUCCUGCCGAGCACAAGGACUCUGAAAUCACUCUUGCCCUUGUGACUCUCGGGAAGUUUGAUUUCUCCGGUCAUAUCCUCAAUGAGUUCGUGCGGGACGUCACUAUCCGCUACGCUACACAUGAUAACCCGGAGAUCCGACGCGCAGCCGCCCUGACGUGUUGUCAGCUGUUCAUGCAGGAUCCGAUCUUGCACCAGACCAGCAACAAUGCCAUACAAGUUGUCAGUGAGGUUGUUGACAAGCUGUUGACGGUGGCUGUUGGUGACCCCGACCCUGAUAUCCGGAUGACGGUCCUGCGGGCUCUGGACAAGAAGUUCGACAAGCACUUGGCGAGACCAGAGAACAUCAGAUGUCUGUUCUUGGCCGUUAACGACGAGGUUUUCGCCGUCCGUGAAGCAGCAAUUGAGAUCAUCGGGAGACUGACGACUGUCAAUCCUGCCUAUGUGUUCCCACCUCUGCGGAAGCUCCUGGUCAACCUGCUUACUGGGCUAGGUUACUCCAAUACUGCAAAACAGAAGGAAGAAAGUGCCCGGCUGAUUAGCCUGUUCGUUUCGAACGCAACUUCUCUGGUGAAGACGUAUGUGGAGGCCAUGGUCUCGGCCCUCUUGCCAAAAGCCACGGACCCUAAUCCGGGUGUGGCCUCGACAACAAUCGAGGCUCUUGGAGACUUAACAUCAGUGGGUGGCGAAGCUAUGGUCAAGCAUAUCCCCGAACUGAUGCCGAUCAUCAUCGAGGCUCUACAAGAUCUUGGGUCACACGACAAGCGCGAGGCAGCCAUGAAAACCCUGGCUUCCCUUGCCGUCAACUCUCAAUACGUGAUAGAUCCGUAUUUGGAUUAUCCGGAAUUGCUCGGUAUUCUCAUCAACGCGAUCAAGACUGAGGCUCAUGAAAAGCUGCGGACCGAUGCAAUCAAAUUGGUCGGCGUUUUGGGCGCUCUCGAUCCCUACAAGUAUCAGCAACUAAGCGAAUCAGUCGCAGAAAAGCAGAGCUUGACUGAGGCCCAGCCUGUCUCAGAUGUUGCCUUGAUCAUGCAAGGCUUGACGCCCUCGAACGAGGAGUACUACCCGACGGUCGUCAUCAACACCUUGAUGCAAACAAUUCUCGCGGACCAUACGCUAGUCCAGUACCACAGCGCUGUUAUCGACGCUGUCGUGACCAUCUUCAAAACCAUUGGCAUGAAAUGUGUACCCUUCUUAGGCCAGAUCAUCCCAGGCUUCCUCAGCGUUAUUCGCAGCUCCCAUCCAACGCGCUUGGAGUCUUACUUCAACCAACUUGCGGUCCUUGUCAACAUUGUGCGCCAGCACAUCCGAGCUUUCCUGCCCGAAAUCAUCGAGGUAAUUAGAGAGUUCUGGAACACAUCGAGACAGGUUCAAUCGACCAUUUUGUCAUUGAUCGAGGCCAUCUCCAAGUCCCUGGAGGGAGAAUUCCGCAGAUACCUGGCAGGUCUCUUGCCGCUCAUGCUUGCCGUGAUCGAGAAUGAUUCAGACCUAAGAAGAGAAGCUUCCAUUCGGAUCCUUCAAACCUUCCUGGUGUUCGGAUCCAGCGGCGAGGAAUACAUGCAUAUGAUCGUCCCCGCAAUUGUUGGCAUCUUCGAAAACCCAGCUGCUCCUCCGAAUGCUCGGCGGGCUGCCAUAGAUACUCUGGGGAAACUGUCCAGGACUGCCAACGUGACCGACUUUGCCUCGCUCAUGAUCCAUCCCCUGGCGAAGAUAUUGGCCUCACCGGAGAAGGUCGUCACAAACUCUCAGGAGCGUUCACUGAAGGCCGCGGCUCUGGACUGCGUCUGCGCCCUCAUAUACCACCUCGGACAAGAUUUCGCACACUAUCUGCCUCUUGUCGAGAGAGCUACCAAGGCUGGCCAGAUCAACUCGGAACGGUUUCAGAAGCUGGUUGAAAAUUUCAAGACGGGCAAGGCACUGCCAGUUGAUUUCUACCCUGAAGAGCAAUAUGGCAUACCUGCUGAGGACACUUCGUACUCGAAUAUAACGUCCAUGCGACUCCCAGUCAACCAACAGCAUCUCAAGAGUGCUUGGGACACUUCUCAGAAGUCGACCAAGGAGGACUGGCAGGAAUGGAUGAGGAGGUUCAGCGUUGAACUCCUCAAGGAGUCUCCGUCACAUGCUUUGCGCGCAUGCGCAAGUCUCGCUACCGUCUAUCAGCCGUUAGCGAAAGACUUGUUCAAUUCCGCAUUCGUCUCGUGUUGGACAGAACUUUACGAUCAGUAUCAGGAAGAGCUUAUCCGAUCAAUCGAGAAAGCCCUCACAUCCACGAAUAUCCCCCCUGACAUUCUACAGACACUGCUCAACCUGGCCGAAUUCAUGGAGCACGAUGACAAAUCGCUGCCAAUUGAUAUCCGGACACUAGGAAGAUUUGCUGCCAAGUGCCAUGCAUUUGCCAAAGCAUUGCACUACAAGGAGCUCGAGUUUGAACAGGACCAGAACAGUCAAAGUGUUGAGGCUCUGAUCAGCAUCAACAACCAGCUGCAGCAGUCAGACGCAGCCAUUGGUAUUUUGCGUAGAGCGCAAGUCUUUGGCGAAGUUGAGCUCAAAGAGGCGUGGUUCGAGAAACUGCAGCGAUGGGAAGAAGCAUUGGCCGCAUACCAGAAACGUGAGAAAAUCGAACCGGACAAUUUUGACAUUGUCAUGGGCAAGAUGCGCUGUCUGCACGCCUUGGGUGAAUGGAAGAUGCUGUCGGAAAUUGCUCAAGAACACUGGAACAGUGCGACGCAAGAAAACCGGAAGAACAUGUCCGCUCUGGCUGCAGCUGCGGCAUGGGGCCGUGGUGAAUGGGAUCUAAUGGACAACUACAUCAGCGUUAUGAAGGAAAGCUCGCCUGAUCGAGCGUUCUUUGGCGCCAUUCUCGCCAUCCAACGCAACAACUUCGGCGAAGCUCACAAUUUCAUUGUCCGCGCGCGGGACGGUGUCAAUUCCGAGAUUACUGCUACGAUUGGCGAGUCCUACAAUCGAGCUUAUAGUGUGGUGGUCCGAACACAGAUGCUUGCCGAGCUAGAGGAAAUCAUCGUGUACAAGCAAAGCGAGGGCCUGCCGCAGAAGCAGAAUUCCCUGAAGAUGUUAUGGAACAAGAGACUGCUGGGCUGUCAGGCCAAUGUGGAGGUAUGGCAGCGAAUGCUCAAGGUUCGAGCGCUGGUGCUGACCCCAACCGACAAUCCCGACAUCUGGAUCAAAUUUGCCAACCUGUGUCGCAAGUCGGACCGCAUCGGGCUGGCCGAAAGAUCUCUGGCUUCUCUUGGAGGCGUUAGUGAUCUUGCUGCUGGUGCGGGUGCAGCACCACCUCCCGUGGCGUAUGCUCGCCUCAAGUUCAACUGGGCGACGGGAAACCAACAGCAAGCGUUGUCGUAUCUCCGUGAAUUCACGAUGCGUCUUGCCGAUGAUUUCCAGCAGGCCAAUGCUGUUGUGGCCACUGGCAGCAUGCAUACGGAGAGGAUGAAUGGUAUGAACGGGCUUGACAUGAACGGUCAUGACACAAUCGCUCAGAGGCGGAAACAUGAAGAGCUGGACAGAUGCGCAAAGCUUCUGGCCAAGUGCUAUUUGCGGCAAGGAGAAUGGCAGUCUUACCUCCUCAGAGGUGACUGGACCAGUCCGCAAGCCCAAGACGCUGUGCAAGACAUCCUGAACUCAUACCACGCUGCCACACAGUACAACGAAUCUUGGUAUAAGGCGUGGCAUGCUUAUGCCCUGGCCAACUUCGAAGUGGUGACUUCAAUGGCGUCACAUACCGACCAGGAGAAGGUCCGCACGAUCCCCGAGCAAGUGAUCCAGAAUCAUGUUGUCCCAGCCAUAGGAGGCUUCUUCAGAUCGAUUGCGCUGUCCAAAACAAGCUCUCUACAAGACACACUACGAUUGCUGACGCUAUGGUUCGCACAUGGCGGCCAUACCGAGGUCAACCAAGUCGUCACCGAAGGGUUCGCGUCGGUCAGCAUCGACACAUGGUUGGAAGUGAUUCCACAACUGAUUGCCAGAAUCAAUCAGCCCAAUACGAGGGUACGGGCAGCUGUGCACCGGCUACUGGCAGAAGUCGGCAAGGCUCACCCACAAGCACUCGUAUAUCCUCUGACCGUGGCAAUGAAAUCCUCUGUUGCGCGUCGUGCGAAUUCUGCAACUCAGAUUAUGGACAGCAUGAGAGUGCAUAGUCCGAGACUUGUCGAGCAAGCUGAUGUCGUCAGCCAUGAACUCAUUCGGGUGGCUGUCCUGUGGCAUGAGCUUUGGCAUGAAGGUCUUGAGGAAGCUUCCCGGCUCUACUUUGGCGACCACGACGUGGAGGGCAUGCUUGCUACGCUUGCUCCUCUACAUGAGCUCCUUGAUCGUGGCCCUGAAACCCUGCGAGAGAUAUCUUUCGCCCAAGCAUUUGGCCACGAUCUUGCCGAAGCUAGAGCCUUCUGCAACGCAUUCCGUCGGUCAAAGGAGAUUGGUGAUCUCAACCAAGCGUGGGAUUUGUACUAUGCGGUCUUCCGUAAGAUUGCUCGACAACUGCCCCAAUUGAUGAGCCUCGAUCUCAAAUAUGUCUCGCCACGCUUGAAGGAUGCGCACGACCUCGACCUCGCUGUUCCCGGCACCUACCAGUCUGGCAAGCCAAUCAUCAGGAUUAUCAGCUUCGAUCAUGUCCUCACCGUCAUACCGUCCAAGCAGCGACCACGGAAGAUGACUCUGAAGGGGUCGGAUGGUAUAUCAUAUGCCUUUGUCCUAAAGGGUCAUGAAGAUAUUCGUCAAGACGAACGGGUGAUGCAGCUCUUCGGUCUCGUCAACACGCUUCUCAACAACGACACCGAAAGCUUCAAACGUCAUCUCAACAUCCAGCGUUUCCCAGCCAUCCCCCUCUCACAGAACUCUGGCUUGUUGGGUUGGGUCCCCAACUCUGACACUCUCCACAAUCUUGUGAAGGAAUACCGAGAGUCGCGCCGCAUUUUGCUUAACAUUGAGCACCGGAUCAUGUUGCAGAUGGCUCCCGAUUACGACAAUCUCACGCUCAUGCAAAAGGUUGAAGUCUUCGGAUAUGCAAUGGACAACACGACGGGCAAAGACCUGUACCGUGUGCUAUGGCUCAAAUCCAAGAGUUCGGAGGCCUGGUUGGAUCGACGAACUAACUACACCCGCUCGUUGGCUGUCAUGUCAAUGGUCGGCUAUAUCCUGGGUCUGGGCGAUCGCCAUCCUUCAAAUCUCAUGCUCGAUCGGAUCACUGGCAAGAUCAUCCACAUCGAUUUCGGCGACUGCUUUGAAGUUGCCAUGCACCGUGAGAAAUAUCCGGAACGAGUCCCAUUCCGACUUACACGAAUGCUUACCUUCGCCAUGGAGGUCAGCAAUAUCGAAGGCUCAUUCAGAAUCACGUGUGAAAACGUCAUGAGAGUGAUUCGUGAGAACAAGGAGUCUGUUCUGGCCGUACUGGAGGCAUUUAUUCACGAUCCCUUGCUUAACUGGCGGCUCAACACGCGCGAAUCUCCCCCUCGGCCACACUUCCGAUCCGAACGUAGACAGAGUAUCAUCGACGCGCCUGGAGCUCAAGAUCCCGAACUGGAGCGCAGCCCGAUGGAGACGACCAACAACCCGGCGGCCAUGAUCGGCGCCACAUCGGAAAGCCAUGUGGGUGCGCCACCGGGUCGCAGACAUCGUCGCAGUAGCAUCCUCGACCCGGCCAUGGGCGGCGGCAGCAUCCUGGAUGCGGCGAAAGGGGUGGACAACAACCCUCCGGCGCAAGAUGCAAAAGAAGUGCAAAAUGCCCGUGCUCUGCAGGUGCUUGCACGCGUCAAGGAGAAGCUGACUGGUCGCGACUUCAAGCCCGCGGCUCCUGGAACCACCGUCGCUCGCUUGGCCGCUGAUCUGCACGGCCUGGGUCUUGAGGCUUUGAUGAACGUCAAUGGCGGCACCAUGAACAACGUGCCCGGCAUCGGCCCCGACCUCAACAAGCAGGUUUCCAUCGCUGGUACAGCGCCUGAGACGACCAUGGCGGGCGUCGGAGGGCUCGGCGUUGCAGAACAGGUGGACCGACUGAUUCUUCAAGCUACUAACGUGGAGAAUCUGUGCCAGCACUAUAUCGGUUGGUGUUCAUUCUGGUGA
Messenger RNA from Capronia coronata CBS 617.96, 7464 nucleotides. Its product is annotated as FKBP12-rapamycin complex-associated protein. The record is from RefSeq and is a predicted model, not a curated record. Gene Ontology annotation, cellular component: nucleus; TORC2 complex; TORC1 complex. Gene Ontology annotation, biological process: TOR signaling; protein phosphorylation; negative regulation of macroautophagy. The transcript is spliced from 2 exons. Bases 1 to 7464 code for a protein of 2487 amino acids. Lineage: Eukaryota; Fungi; Ascomycota; Eurotiomycetes; Chaetothyriales; Herpotrichiellaceae. Gene Ontology annotation, molecular function: protein binding; protein serine/threonine kinase activity; protein-containing complex binding.